Messenger RNA from Effrenium voratum, 827 nucleotides. NCBI's taxonomy places the organism in Eukaryota, Dinophyceae, Suessiales, Symbiodiniaceae. The record is from the annotation of a GenBank genome assembly.
CAGGGCUGCGAGCUCGCCUUCAAGGAAUCAUUUGGUAGUUGCUUGAACUCAGAUAGUGAGUAAUGGCUGCGAAGUUCGAGCGCACCCAUGUGAAUGACGAGUUUGUCUUUGGAGAUGCGAUCCCCCAUUGCAAGAAAUGGACCAGAGUGGGGACGGGAAACAACGACAAAGUGGACCAGCGCCUGGACCUCUUCCUCUCACUUAUGGGUAUGCCCCUCCCGCUGUUCAAGUACACGUUUGACUCAGAGGACCCUGCCGGGGAGCUCAUCCUCUACCGGCACUGCCACGGCUCAUUUUCCAGAGUUUUGAUGCGCAGGGUGCGCGGUGACGUGGUGGCGAGUUUGGAGGUCAACCCGCCAUCGGCGACUAUUCGGUUUGCCGGGAGCGGUAAUGAGAUCGCCACCAUUCCCUACUUGUUGCACGGGCCUCCAACCUUUGCACAGGUGGCGAGAGAUGUUCGCAGCUACUUGGUGCGCGGGAACAGCAUGACGGAGUCGCAGGGCAUUCAGCUCCUUCUGGGCACCAGCUCCACCCGGCCAGUGCCCUCGACAAGGCUGUGGACCAUGGCGCAUGGUGCCAUGCUUGCGCGCGAGGGCGUGGUGCAGCCUGCACUUGAACGCGUUGAUGAUGAUUCGGACAGUUCGUCACAGACGCUGAGCUGGAGGCGCAUGGGCCAGCUCCAUGGACCUGCGCCGAAAGCAGAAAGCAAAGGGGCCGCCGCAAAGCGGCCUGCGGCCAAGCAGAUCGCUGCAAAGCGGCCGGCGGCCAAGCGGAUUGCCGCAAAGCGGCCGGCAGCCAAGAAGGGGAUCGCCGCCAAGCGGCCGGCA